UUUUCUACGUUUCCGGAGACCACACCCUGUAGAGGAAUUUGAUCUUCAACAGAGCCUGUGUGCUGGUCGAUUCGUAGCUAGCUGUGUGUACAACUAGUGAGUGAUCAUUCUGGAGGAUGGGUGUAAAAGAGAAGUCUCGUCACGCUAGUCGCUUCUCUUUGCUUGCUAACCUGCAUUUCAGCUGAGGAUUCAGCCAGUAUCUCGGAGGCGGAGGGCAACUUGUGUGUGACAGUCAAUGUCACAACAGAGGAGGCCAGCUACACCUGCACCAGUGAGCAGGACCUCAUUCUGUGGAGAGUUGGUUCACGACAGAUAGCUGGGACCACUGGGACUGUGGUUGAGGUGAAUGGAGUACAGGUCAACACCACAACCAUACCGGGAGAAGGCUACAGCUCUACCAUUGUCUUCACUCCCACCUUCCUGGAGGACAUGGCUGAUGGCUCAGAGAUAGAGGUGGCCUGUCUGGUACAGAUAGGACUGUUCCAGAUCAUUGAGGCUGACACCAGGACCCUCGUGGUGUUCAGACCUGCUGGGAUUCCUGGAAUGUCUGCCAGUCUCUCUCUCUGGCACUGGCUCAAUGACUGGAAUUUCUCCUCCCCACCUCCACCAGAGAACCUGAGAGUGGUACCCACAGCCACACCACUGGAGUACGAUGUGGUGUGGAGUAAACCAGCCAGUGUCAACCCUUGUCCUGAUGUGGUCUACCUGGUCACUGUCACCAACAACGUCACUGGAGAAGUGGAAGUCAACGCAGAAGGAGCUAUCACAGAGUCAAUCCCCUUCAAUGACACAGACUCAGUCAUGUGUCAGCUCCACCAGUUUGAGGUGAAGACAUCGGUCGGAGAGGCCUUCAGCUCCCCUACCAUUGAGAGAGUGGCCCUACCUCUUAGUCCUAAUGUUGAGGGAAUAAAUGCAAGUGCCACACCCAUUCUUGGAGAAGAUGAAAUUCUGAUAGAGUUGGCUUUGAGGCCUGCCACCACAUGUGAUGAGGUAGCCUACCCGAUACUAAACUACAUGAUCACCAUUCCUGAGCUCCCUUUCUCCAUGACCCUCCCCCACACUGGGGAGGGUGUGGCCCUCAACCUCUCGUCACCUGAUUUCACCAUUGCCAACUACUCCAUCAUCAUCAGUGCCUGUGCCAGUUUUGGAUGUCGCUCAGCUGACCCUCUGACACUCUUGACCAAUGAAGUCCAGAGUGCCAGUAUGCUGUUCCUGAACACUACAGUUUCCUUGACAUGUGAGUUCACAGCCACUGGGUCAGCCAGUGCCUGCAGGUUCACUCUGACCCUGGCCUCUGGAGACAGCGAGAGUCUCGACAUUCCUCGACCUGAGGGAGGGGGACUGGUCCAGAUGUGUUCCACCACUCCAGCAUACCGGGAGGUGCCUUCAUACAUCAGUGGUGGUUCAGACCAUCAACAGUGGCGGAGUAGCUGAAGGUCUGAGACUAGAACCAGUGGUCACUGAGAUUCAGGAUCUACAGGAGAUUGCUCCCUUGAACCACCUCUUCUGAGUAUGACUGACCGUUGUGGAGAAAGCAACUACUCUCCAAUGCUGAGAUAGCAGCCAUCAUCAUAGUAGUUUUUUUUUUUUCUAGUGCUGUUCAUUCUUCCUGGUCCUGACUAUCG
Geodia barretti is the source of this 1625-nucleotide messenger RNA. The record is from the annotation of a GenBank genome assembly. NCBI's taxonomy places the organism in Eukaryota, Metazoa, Porifera, Demospongiae, Tetractinellida, Geodiidae.